Molecule: messenger RNA, 4974 nt
Organism: Epinephelus moara (kelp grouper)
Lineage: Eukaryota; Metazoa; Chordata; Actinopteri; Perciformes; Serranidae
Gene: vps35
Product: VPS35 retromer complex component
Exons: 17
Coding region: 129-2525 (798 amino acids)
Biological process (GO): retrograde transport, endosome to Golgi; intracellular protein transport
Cellular component (GO): late endosome; retromer, cargo-selective complex; retromer complex
Source: RefSeq, a predicted model, not a curated record
GUGUGUGAACAGUGUUGGCCACGCCUGUCUCCUGAUGUGUUCGCUGAGUGCAGACCGUGAAGGCAGCAUUAAUGUGAGUCACAUGACAGGCCAGCCUCUCCGACUGAUCUGAUACACAUCUAAUAACCAUGCCGACCACACAGCAGUCUCCCCAGGAUGAACAGGAGAAGCUUCUGGAUGAAGCUGUGCAGGCUGUCAAGGUCCAGUCGUUCCAGAUGAAGCGAUGCCUGGACAAGAACAAGCUGAUGGAUGCUCUGAAGCAUGCCUCUAACAUGCUGGGUGAGCUGAGGACCUCCAUGCUUUCUCCAAAGAGCUACUAUGAACUCUAUAUGGCUAUCUCUGACGAACUCCACUACCUGGAAGUUUAUCUGACCGAUGAGUUUGCCAAAGGACGUAAGGUGGCGGAUCUCUAUGAACUGGUCCAGUAUGCAGGAAACAUCAUCCCCAGACUCUAUCUGCUAAUCACAGUGGGCGUGGUGUACGUCCGCUCCUUCCCUCAGUCCCGUAAGGACAUCCUUAAGGACCUGGUGGAGAUGUGUCGUGGUGUCCAGCACCCACUCAGAGGCCUCUUCCUCAGAAACUACUUGCUGCAGUGCACCCGCAACAUCCUGCCAGAUGAUGGAGAGCAGUCAGAGGGAACAGAGGAGAUGACCGGUGACAUCAACGACUCCAUCGACUUUGUCCUUCUCAACUUUGCUGAAAUGAACAAGUUGUGGGUUCGGAUGCAGCAUCAGGGUCACAGCCGAGACCGAGAGAAGAGAGAAAAGGAACGACAGGAGCUCAGGAUUCUGGUGGGCACCAACCUGGUUCGUCUCAGCCAGCUGGAGGGCGUCAACGUGGACAAGUACAAACAGAUUGUUCUUCCUGGAGUGCUGGAGCAGGUUGUGAACUGCAGAGACUCGUUGGCUCAGGAGUAUCUAAUGGAGUGCAUCAUUCAGGUUUUCCCAGAUGAGUUCCACCUUCAGACUCUCAACCCGUUCCUACGUUCCUGUGCUGAGCUCCACCAACACGUCAAUGUCAAGAACAUCAUCAUUGCCCUCAUUGACAGACUGGCUCUGUUUGCUCAUCGAGAAGACGGCCCUGGCAUCCCAGCUGAGAUCAAACUGUUUGACAUCUUCUCUCAACAAGUGGCCACUGUCAUUCAAUCUCGUCAGGACAUGCCAUCAGAGGACGUGGUCUCUCUCCAGGUGUCUCUCAUCAACCUGGCCAUGAAAUGUUACCCUGACCGAGUCGACUAUGUGGACAAGGUCCUGGAGAGCACUGUGGAGAUCUUCAACAAGCUCAACCUGGAACACAUAGCGACCAGCAGCGCAGUGUCGAAGGAGCUCACCCGGCUGCUGAAGAUCCCGGUGGACACCUACAACAACAUCCUGACGGUGCUGCAGCUCAAACACUUCCCUCCGCUCUUCGAGUACUUUGACUACGAGUCACGCAAGAGCAUGAGUUGCUACGUGCUGAGCAACACGCUGGACUACAACACCACCAUUCUGGCACAGGAACAGGUGGAUGCCAUCUUGAACUUGGUGUCCACACUGAUCCAGGACCAGCCAGACCAACCAGCUGAUGAUCCCGACCCUGAGGACUUUGCAGAGGAGCAGAGCCUCGUGGGUCGUUUCAUCCACCUGCUCCAUUCUGAAGAUCCUGAUCAGCAGUAUCUGAUUCUGAACACAGCCCGGAAACACUUUGGUGCAGGUGGAAACCUGAGGAUUCGCUACACACUCCCUCCUCUGGUGUUCGCUGCCUACCAGCUGGCCUUCAGAUACAAAGAAAACUCCUCAAUGGAUGACAAGUGGGAAAAGAAGUGUCAGAAGAUCUUUUCCUUCGCCCAUCAGACCAUCAGUGCACUUAUCAAGGCGGAGCUCGCCGAGCUGCCUCUGCGACUCUUCCUGCAGGGGGCGCUGGCUGCAGGCGAGAUCGGCUUUGAGAACCACGAGACUGUAGCUUAUGAGUUCAUGUCACAGGCCUUCUCUCUGUACGAGGACGAGAUCAGCGACUCCAAAGCCCAGCUGGCGGCUAUCACGCUGAUCAUCGGUACCUUUGAGCGAAUGCGAUGUUUCAGCGAGGAAAACCACGAGCCGCUGAGGACUCAGUGUGCGCUGGCUGCCUCCAAGCUGCUGAAGAAGCCCGACCAGUGCCGAGCCGUCAGUAUCUGCGCCCAUCUGUUCUGGUCCGGGCGCAGCACCGACAAAAAUGGUGAAGAGAUCCGUGAUGGUAAGCGGGUGAUGGAGUGUCUAAAGAAAGCUCUGAAGAUCGCCAACCAGUGUAUGGACCCGUCGCUGCAAGUCCAGCUUUUCAUUGAAAUCCUCAACAGAUACGUCUGCUUCUACGAGAGGGAAAACGAUGCGGUGACUGUCCAGGUAUUAAACCAGCUGAUCCAGAAGAUCAGGGAAGAUCUUCCCAACCUGGAGGCCAGCGAGGAAACGGAGCAGAUCAACAAACACUUCCACAACACACUGGAGCAUCUCCGCCUGCAGAGAGAAUCCCCCGAGUCAGAGGGCCCCGCCUAUGAGGGCCUGGUCCUUUAAAGCGAGCGCAGGUCGGAGGGAUGUGAAGUCCAUCCAUAGAUGUUUCACUGUAUUAUGAAUAUACGACAGAACACACGAAAUCCUAUCCUGUAGGCCGGGAAUUAAAAUAAAUGUCAAGCGGAGCUAAAAGAACUCACUCCCUCAUUUUAUUCUGAUUAAUUUUUCCGCAUCAUUUCCUCCUCACUGUCCCUCAGCGGCAGAACUGUUCUCUGCUACAGGUUGGAGAUGUUACAUUUAAAGAGGCGCGUGCCAGCAACACUGCACUUAGCUUCAACGUGCACUCGUGGCGAGUCGUAGGCACCAUUCCUGUAUGAAUUCCUGCUUGACUAAUUUGUCUUUAACCUGUAUCAUUUUACUGUCAAUAGUAGGCUUACUAGCUGUUCUAGGUGUAUCCACUGAGCCAUCAUCGACCUCUCACCUGUUCACAUCUUCCCAUAUUGAGAAGUGAAUGUAUUGGCGUGAGUGUAUAACAGCUACAGAAUCUCGUAGUGGUGUUGCAGCUGUGUUGAGCUAGUUUCACCCCCUGAAUUAUCAGUAACUCUGCUGUUCUUUAGGAUGGCUUAAACAGGUCGGGACCAAACUAACUGGAGACCAGACGAACAGGAGGCAUAUGCAAACUGUGGCCCCGCAGGAAUGGCACAAAUAAUGUCGUUCCCAUUAAAGAGCAGUGCGUCUUUUCACCUCGUCAGUUAAUACUUGUGCAGCAUUUUGCAUGAUCCUGAAUUCAUCCGCCAUCCGAGCUGGGCUGCAAAGAAAUUAUGAAUAACCUCACAAAUAUAGUCAUUAAAAAGAUCCUCUCCUCUCGUACUUAAAGGGAUAGUCCAGCUUUUGAAGUGGGUUUGUAUGAGGUACUUAACAUACAAAACGUUUUGUAACCACCUAAAAAGUCAAUAUAAGCUUAAGUGUACGUUAUAUCGAGAGUAUUUUCACUGCUGUACCUUUGCUUCAAGCUGAAAACACACCGUCAUGUGACACGCAUCAAGUGCCGCCCCUAGCACACACCAGAAGUGACAUGCAGCGACUCGUUAACAGACGACCACACAAACUACUUUUACUGAAUGAUCUGUACCUCUUCCACCUCUGUGUUAGCUUAAAAUCAUGUGUGUAGCUUGGGAUAAUUCUUGUCUUUGUCACACACGCGAUGCAGCAACAGCUACAGACUUCUCUUGAUGCAUCAGUGGUGAGGAGAGGAGUGAAGCUAGUGGGGGUAAAUGUGUUUAAUUGACACUUGAAAUAGGACAGUGGCGUAAAGUGCUGCGUCCAGGAGUGCCGACGCGUGUCUAGCCGCUGCUGGUGUGGGGUUGUAAAUUGAAAAUUACAGGGGCCUAUUUUGUGACACACAAUGUUCACCGUCAAUGUAUUUUGGCCUUCAGACAGCCCGCUCCAAGGGGAAAGCCGUUGGCAGCAUCAGUUCCCCAUCUAUGCACCAAACUCCAUUGACAAAACCGCAAGUUUUACCUUUUGAACACAAGAGCUGAUGGUCCUCAGCUGCUUCGAUCAGCGAGUAAGUUUGGGUUAUUGUGUGACUUUGGUGUUUUAGAGGGUUAGUUCAGAUUCACCACAGUCCCACAAUGACACCAACAAAGUAAGUGAGCUGAGCAGCAGUCGACCAGCAGCUCCUGUGUUCAGCGACGUUAAAUCACUGUUUUUCUCAAUGGAGUCUGGCUUUGGAGACAGGGAUAUAAGUGCUUCAUUUUCCUGUUGGAAAUCACUCUGACAUUAAAGUGAAGCUGUGAAAGUAUUUUUAAGUUUAGGUGGCUAAAAUACAUUUUGUUGCUGACCCCUUCACAGCAGCACAUUGCUUAGCUUCCAUGUCAGACUGCAGCCUGCUUCUAUAAACUGGGGGCGUGCCGACUGACGCCUCAUUCAACCCCACUGCAAAAACCUGAACUAUCCCUUUAAGCAGCUUUUUAAUAACACCAGAUGUGUCUCCAUCUCUCUGUGGACUCCAUAUUUCAUAUAUUUUUUUUUAUUCCUGGACUUCCCACCGAUGGAUCGACACAUCAGAACUGCAGCAUGUGUUUGCAUGCUUUAGUGUGCUUUGUAUUAUAAGGCCUGGUUUUCAGUUCACACCGUACGGAUCCCACUAACUACAAUGUCUGACUCUGUUUUUAUAAUUUAAUUGAGCAAUGAAUUCCCGUCGCUUGGUGACACUGUCAUUUCGGAUUCAUCUGUUGUGGGGGGGGCGCAGCUAUUCCUCAGGAUUGUAUGCUAGUUGACAAGUUGCCAUACUGAGUACCUCAUGAUGUACACGUUUGCUGCAGCAUCUGACAGUGUCUGCUGAUUUCUUUUUCUUAGCUGUUCUCGUUGAUUUGUCGGAGGCGGUUCGGACCGGUUCCUCUCCCCUUUUAAAUCUGUGUGUAAACCCACUUGUAAAUCAGAUAAAGAAAAGCAGAUUAAAUAGCAAUUAUCAUUGUGAUUUGCAGAAAUAAAAUUGAAAUUAACAAUA